Molecule: messenger RNA, 4038 nt
Organism: Salmo salar (Atlantic salmon)
Lineage: Eukaryota; Metazoa; Chordata; Actinopteri; Salmoniformes; Salmonidae
Product: vesicle-associated membrane protein-associated protein B
Biological process (GO): endoplasmic reticulum membrane organization
Cellular component (GO): plasma membrane; endoplasmic reticulum membrane
Molecular function (GO): FFAT motif binding
Source: RefSeq, a predicted model, not a curated record
CGUUGAGUGGCUAUGCAGGGGCUGUGACGUUGCACAAAGCCUCUCUCUCACUCCUUUCUUGCUGCAUCACAACCGCCGCUAGUAGCUCCCUGGCUAUUUGCACUGACCGGGGGACAGGAUAAUCGCAUAGCUAAUUAGCAUAAUAAUAACUCUAAAGAUAACACUAGCUAACAUCACCACAACAGGAGUAAUCUACGGAAACGAUUUACAUUGAGCUAUCCCCUUGGAACCGCUGGGACAUGGCCAGGCAAGAUCAGGUCCUGCUCUUGGAGCCACAGCACGAACUGAAAUUCCGAGGUCCCUUCUCGGAUGUGGUCAACACCACCCUAAAACUCGCCAACCCUACAGACAGGAAUGUGUGCUUCAAAGUCAAGACGACGGCCCCGCGCCGUUACUGUGUCCGGCCGAACAGCGGCGUCCUCGACGCCGGCACCUCAAUCAACGUCUCAGUGAUGCUGCAGCCUUUCGACUACGACCCCAACGAGAAAAGCAAACACAAGUUCAUGGUGCAGUCCAUGCUGGCUCCCCCCGAAAUGACAGACAUGGAGGGAGUGUGGAAGGAGGCAAAGCCAGAGGAGCUGAUGGACUCCAAACUGAGGUGUGUCUUUGAGCUGCCGGCGGAGAACGAGAAAACGCACCAGGACCCGGAUGCCAACAAGAUGAUGUCGUCCAACCUGCUCAAGUCAGAGUCCUCCACACUGUCCAUGAAGUCCAUGAGCUCCACCCUGGACGACGGCGGCGAGGUCAAGAAGGUCAUGGAGGAGUGUAAGAGGUUGCAGACGGAGGCACAGCGACUACGGGAAGAAAACAAGCAGAUCAGGGAAGACGAUGGCCUGCGGAUGAGGAAGAGCAACGUGUUGUCCUCCUCCCAGCACUCCUCCCACUCCACGGUGAAGGAGGAGGGGCUGAGCCUGCGCACGGUGGCCCUCAUCGUGCUCUUCUUCGUGGUCGGAGUCAUCAUCGGCAAGUUGGUCUUGUAAGAGCAAGCAGCGAGCGAGAGACGGCCAACCGCAUGCUUUCGGGGAUUGAAACAAACGGAUUUGGGAUUUUUUUUAAUUCAGAAAUGCCAUAUCAAUGGGGUAGUUUUGAAUCGUUCAGUUAUGUACAAAUAAAAAAAGAUACAAAUGAAAAUUCCAUGUUAUGAACAAACCAACGAGAGAAAAAAACAACAACAACUUGUUACAAGAUCUCUUUAAUCAUAACAUAAUCAUUCUGGCCUACGCCACAGAUACAAUAUGAGCAGUAGGAGGGAGAAAAAUGCAGAUCAUUGAUAGUCAUUGAAGGGAAGGAUUUUCUAAACACUGUGGGAGGGGGGCUUGCGAUUGAGUCAGUUUGCCUUGUGUGAAUGUUGUUUUCACGGAUUGUCAUUUCUUUUCACAAGUGGCCUGAGGCCGUGGGCAUACUCUGUGUAAAGAAUCCAUAGUAACCCUGGAGUAAAGUAAUGCCAGGUGGGCAGCACUCUGUGUAAAGAAUCCAUAGUAACCCUGGAGUAAAGUAAUGCCAGGUGGGCAGCACUCUGUGUAAAGAAUCCAUAGUAACCCUGGAGUAAAGUAAUGCCAGGUGGGCAGCACUCUGUGUAAAGAAUCCAUAGUAACCCUGGAGUAAAGUAAUGCCAGGUGGGCAGCACUCUGUGUAAAGAAUCCAUAGUAACCCUGGAGUAAAGUAAUGCCAGGUGGGCAGCACUCUGUGUAAAGAAUCCAUAGUAACCCUGGAGUAAAGUAAUGCCAGGUGGGCAGCACUCUGUGUAAAGAAUCCAUAGUAACCCUGGAGUAAAGUAAUGCCAGGUGGGCAGCACUCUUUUUGGCUCACCUCCUUUACAACAUGAUUGACACAGAGGCUUCAGGAAGUAGAUGGGGUUAUGCACAGGGCUACUGUCAACCAAACUGACUCUUCCAAUCAGAGGCUUUGUAUAGACCGUCUCCUCUGUGAUUGGGGAACAUCCUUAAUCGACACAACAACAACAACCCCCCCCCCCUCUGUCUCCUCAUUCUCUGUUUUUCCAAGCUAGAACAUUUCCCCCUCAGCUUUUGAUCAUAAAUACCUGAGUUGGCAGUAUAUUCUUGAUUGCAUGCGUCCACUAAAGAGCAUUGCAUUUUUUGGGACAUUUUAAAUUUAAUUGAAUUGCUUUCAUCAUUGUGAUGUUUCUUUUCAGCCUUAGGUUUUCUCAACUCAAUCUUCAGUUUUUUUUUUCCCCCCUUUCAUUUUUUUUCCUUCAUUUUUGUGAUUAAGUUUUUUUGAUUUUUAGGGUUUGAGGUAUUAUUAAAAAAUGUAUGCAGCUAAAUGAACUCCGGAUGGGUUGGGACUGAGUCACUGAAUAAACUACUUACCUUGUGACUGUUAUUAUCAAGUUAUUCUGGAAGGAAAGAGGGGAGAGAGGGAAUGAGGAAAGGAACAUGUAGAAGUGAGUUUUGCUGAGGUUUACCUCAACAAUAAUACUGCUGUCGGUUUUGUCUGUUUUCUUUUUUCUUCUCCAAGCCGUACAUUUGUUGAUCUGUCAGGCAGAACUGUCAUUUAAAUGGUUUAUGCUGUCCGUUCACCAUGCUGUGACUGUCCACGUAACUCUUAAAGAACAUUUCUCCAACUGUAUGGUCAUGGUCAUUGGCUUCAUUCACCCCACUACGGUCAGCAUCGAUAGGUUUGGAUCUUUGUCUGUUUGUUUCACCGUUAUAGCCAUCACUGCACUCAUGUUCAUUUUAAUGCACUAUAUUCUCAAGAAUGUUUUUUCCCAGUAUCUAUCAAUGUAACUGUUUUGUUAGUUGACGUGUCUGCAUUUAACUCACGAGAAAACAUACUAAACUAUAUCCUGAAGGGACCAUUCUGCCUUUUGUGUUUGUCCCUACUGUUUUUGAGUGCUUUGUCCUUAAUGGGAUUCAUGUCAAAAAUGCAAUACACUCAAUUUCUUUCAUCUCACUGUCACAGAUUAUGGAUAACAAAAAAUAACUUGCCGAUGGAAGUAUGGAUUUGAGGAAAGAGCGAGGGAGAGCGUAACCUAAUGCAUCUACGUGUGACUGAGAGUAACCUACUGUAUCUACGUGUGACUGAGAGUAACCUACUGUAUCUACGUGUGACUGAGAGUAACCUACUGUAUCUACGUGUGACUGAGAGUAACCUACUGCAUCUACGUGUGACUGAGAGUAACCUACUGUAUCUACGUGUGACUGAGAGUAACCUACUGUAUCUACGUGUGACUGAGAGUAACCUACUGUAUCUACGUGUGACUGAGAGUAACCUACUGCAUCUACGUGUGACUGAGAGUAACCUACUGUAUCUACGUGUGACUGAGAGUAACCUACUGUAUCUACGUGUGACUGAGAGUAACCUACUGUAUCUACGUGUGACUGAGAGUAACCUACUGUAUCUACGUGUGACUGAGAGUAACCUACUGCAUCUACGUGUGACUGAGAGUAACCUACUGCAUCUACGUGUGACUGAGAGUAACCUACUGUAUCUACGUGUGACUGAGAGUAACCUACUGUAUCUACGUGUGACUGAGAGUAACCUACUGUAUCUACGUGUGACUGAGCGUAACCUACUGUAUCUACGUGUGACUGAGCGUAACCUACUGUAUCUACGUGUGACUGAGAGUAAUCUACUGUAUCUACGUGUGACUGAGAGUAACCUACUGUAUCUACGUGUGACUGAGAGUAACCUGCUGUAUCUACGUGUGACUGAGAGUAACCUACUGUAUCUACGUGUGACUGAGAGUAACCUACUGUAUCUACGUGUGACUGAGUGUAACCUACUGUAUCUACGUGUGACUGAGAGUAACCUACUGUAUCUACGUGUGCGUGAAGCAUGACUCUGCUUAGAGGGAGGGCAGAACAGGUCUGAGCUGAGCUACGCUGUCCCAAUGGUUGUGAAAACACUAAAAUUGACCUGUCUACCAUCGUGAUCCAUGUAAGCAGUCGGCAACUGUUUUGUAUGUAUAUAAGUAAGAAAAAUUCCUAUUCCUAGUCAAGUAGUCAGUCUAUGGUGUUAAACCUUGAUGGACUAUGUAGCAUCUUAAUAAAUUAAGUGAAUAAAGACCCUACCUAAUUC